Molecule: messenger RNA, 3216 nt
Organism: Anoplopoma fimbria (sablefish)
Lineage: Eukaryota; Metazoa; Chordata; Actinopteri; Perciformes; Anoplopomatidae
Product: ankyrin repeat and BTB/POZ domain-containing protein 3-A
Exons: 17
Coding region: 127-3216 (1029 amino acids)
Molecular function (GO): protein heterodimerization activity
Source: RefSeq, a predicted model, not a curated record
UGCCUUCUGUCGCUGGGGAAAUACAAAUGAAUAAAAGAAUACAUAAUAAUCCAAACACGCAGGUAAAAGGAGUUUUGUGCCAUUUAAUCGAGAGACCAAGGAUACCCAACAGUAUGCGGUGCAGGUAUGGCAGGCAAGGGUAAGACAGUGGUGAGGACGCUGGAGGAUUUAACGCUUGACUCUGGUUAUGGUGGAGCCGCGGACUCGGUCAGGUCGUCCAGCGUGUCGCUCUGCUGCUCCGACGCGCAUCAGUCCAUCUCGCAUGGAGGCAACUGCUGGCAUCUGACCGAAUCCAUGCACAGCCGACAGAACAGCCUGGACACCGUCAACACCGUCCUGGCGGAGGACACGGACAUACUGGAGUGCUCGGGUCAGUGCGUAAAGCUCACCGAGCUGGAGGACGUGCCAUGGAGCCUGGGAGAGGUGGAGGGCGCACUGAGGAGAGACGAGGAGCUGAUGGUUGGAGACCCUCCGCCGGAGGUCUUGGCGAGGCUCUCUGCUCUCAUCGGCCGUGCUCUGGUCCGGGUGGCACGGGAGGCACAGCGGCUCAGUCUGCGCUAUGCCAGGUGCACCAAGCACGAGAUCCAGAGCGCCAUCAAGGUGGUGCUCUCCUGGACCAUCUCGGUGAACUGCAUCGCUGCGGCUCUCGGCGCGUUGUCCUUGUAUAACAUGAGCACCGGGGACAAGUUCAGCAGGGGCAAGUCUGCUCGCUGCGGGCUGGUCUUCUCUGUGGGGAAGUUCUUCAGGUGGAUGGUGGACAGUCGGGUGGCCCUCAGGAUCCACGAGCAUGCUGCCAUAUACCUCACUGCCUGCGUGGAGAGCCUGUUCAGAGAGGUGUUCAGCCGGGUGCUGCGCAGCGCGCUGGUGGAGAGGGACAACGGGGUGCCCAAGUUCACCCUGGAGUCUCUGGAGCAAGCCAUCAACAGCGACUCCGAGAUCUGGGGUCUGCUGCAGCCCUACCAGCACCUCAUCUGUGGGAAGAACUCAAGUGGUGUGCUGAGUCUGCCAGAGAGUUUGAACCUGCACCGGGACCAGCAGCGCUCGGGGCGGGGGGGCGAGGGUCAGGCCUACACACAGGCCGAGCUCCGCACGCUGGAGCAGUCGCUGCUCGCCACCCGGGUGGGCAGCAUCGCAGAGCUGAGUGAUCUUGUGUCCCGGGCCAUGCACCACCUCCAGCCCCUGCACAUCAAGAACCCCAGCAAUGGGACUCCGGUCCACCAGAAGACCACCAACACCACCACCACGGUGCACUGGGAGCCCGAGGCCCUCUACACCCUGUGUUACUUCAUGCACUGCCCACAGAUGGAGUGGGAGAACCCCAACGUGGAGCCCUCCAAGGUCACCUUACAGACUGAGAGGCCGUUCCUUGUACUGCCUCCUCUGAUGGAGUGGAUCCGGGUGGCAGUGGCUCACACUGAGCAUCGACGAAGCUUCUCUGUGGACAGCGACGACGUGAGGCAGGCCGCCAGGCUGCUGCUCCCCGGUGUGGACUGUGAACCCCGACAAAUAAAGGCGGAGGAUUGUUUCUGUGCCACCAGGAAGCUGGACGCCGCCUCCACGGAGGCCAAGUUCCUGCAGGAUCUGGGCUUCAGGAUGCUCAACUGUGGACGGACGGACCUCGUCAAGCAGGCGGUGAACCUGCUGGGGCCGGAUGGCAUCAACAGCAUGAGCGAACAGGGAAUGACUCCUCUCAUGUACGCCUGCGUGCGCGGUGACGAGGCCAUGGUUCAGAUGCUGCUCGACGCCGGAGCCGACAUCAACAGCGAGGUGCCAAGCACAGUAAACAAGCACCCCUCAGUUUAUCCUGAAACGCGCCAUGGGACGCCACUCACUUUCGCCGUGUUACACGGACAAGUGCCGGUCGUGCAGUUGUUGCUGGAUAACAGAGCGAAUGUGGAGGGCGCCCUGCAGGAUGGGGCGGAGAACUACACGGAGACCCCUCUUCAGCUGGCCUCCGCUGCAGGUAACUUUGAGCUGGUGAGUUUGCUUCUGGAGAGAGGAGCCGACCCGAUGAUCGGGACCAUGUGUCGAAACGGCAUCUCCUCUGCACCGCUGGGAGACAUGAACUCAUUCAGCCUGGCAGCAGCACACGGACACAGGAACGUGUUUCGGAAGCUCCUGUCCCAGUCGGAGCAGGAGAAGGGCGACGUUCUGUCCCUGGAGGAGAUCCUGGCCGAGAGUUCGGAUCCCUCGGAGAAGAGGCUGGCGCCGCAGGCCAACGGCGGAGGGACGCUGCGAACAGGAAAGGCCAAACUGAGGGCCCUGAGAGAGGCCAUGUACCAUAGCGCAGAGCACGGCCAUGUGGACAUCACCAUAGACAUCCGCAGCUUAGGCGUUCCCUGGACGCUGCACACCUGGCUCGAGUCCCUGCGUACCUGCUUCAUGCAGCACCGCCGGCCGCUGAUCCAGGGCCUGCUCAAGGACUUCAGCUGCAUCCAGGAGGACGAGUACACGGAGGAGCUCAUCACGCACGGCCUGCCGCUCAUGUUCCAGAUCCUCCGAACCAGCAAGAACGAGGUGAUAAGCCAGCAGCUGUCGGUCAUCUUCACGCAGUGCUACGGGCCCUUCCCCAUCCCUAAGCUGACGGAGAUCAAGAAGAAGCAGACCUCACGCUUAGACCCACACUUCCUUAACAACAAGGACAUGUCUGACGUUACUUUCCUGGUAGAGGGGAAACCGUUUUAUGCACAUAAAGUUUUGCUGUUUACAGCUUCACCCAGGUUCAAGUCACUUUUGAUGAACCGACCAGCUGCAGAGAACACCUGCAUUGAGAUCAGCCAUGUCAAGUACAAUAUUUUCCAUCUGGUCAUGCAGUAUCUGUACUGCGGAGGCACCGAGUCUCUGCACAUACGCAACACUGAAGUCAUGGAGCUCCUGUCUGCAGCCAAAUUCUUCCAACUAGAGGCCCUUCAGAGACACUGUGAGAUCAUCUGCUCCAAGAACAUCACCACGGAAACCUGCGUGGACCUCUACAAACACGCCAAGUUCCUCGGUGCGGCGGAGCUCACGGCGUUCAUCGAGGGCUACUUCCUGAAGAACAUGGUGCUGCUGAUCGAACUCGACGGCUUCAAGCAGCUGCUGUACGAACCCGCUCCACCCGAGAGCCCCGCCUCCAGCCCCGGCAUCUGCUCCGACAUCCUCCUGGACCUGGAGAAGACUCUGGCCACACGCAUCCACUCCAUCCACCUCUCCACCUCCAAGGGCUCCGUGGUGUGA